GUGUGUGGUUGAAAAGUAACCGUUGCCAAUAGCAACUAGUAUUGCUAAUACAAAACAAAAAUAUUGAUCGUAGUAACAAGGAGUGACAUUAGUUAUUUUUUUGUAUUUGAUUGUGAAAAUCGUUGAUUUUUCAAUCAAAUAAUCACUCUCGAAAUGCCAAUUUUCUCGAAAAAAUUCGAUAUCAAAAAUAUUCCGCAACGUGGCAAACGUGAUAACAGUUGUGCACAGAUUCAAGAGAAAUUAGAUGAUUUCCAUACGAUUCAAUUGAAUUUGACGAAUAAAAGGAAAUUGAAAUUUGUGGACGGUACAUGGAUUGUAACACAGCAACAUGGUGACGCUGAUGAUAUAACGGCUAUGCGAAAACGAUUACAAAAACUGGAAGAGGAGAAUAAUUUGAAUCAGAUCAAAGUUGACGUACUUCUCGAUAUGCUAACCGAAAAUUUGGCCGAAUUAAAAAUUCUUCGUAAUAAAUGAGAAUAAAUAAAUCAGUGCAUGCAUUUUUUGGCAUUGAUAUUCAUUGUACUGCAUAGAUAA
Messenger RNA from Contarinia nasturtii (swede midge), 534 nucleotides. It is a transcript of the gene Cby, whose product is annotated as protein chibby homolog 1. The transcript has 2 exons. The coding region runs from base 154 to 474 and encodes 106 amino acids. Lineage: Eukaryota; Metazoa; Arthropoda; Insecta; Diptera; Cecidomyiidae. The record is from RefSeq and is a predicted model, not a curated record.